This is a messenger RNA of Rhineura floridana, 9390 nucleotides long. It is a transcript of the gene NARS2, whose product is annotated as asparaginyl-tRNA synthetase 2, mitochondrial. Lineage: Eukaryota; Metazoa; Chordata; Lepidosauria; Squamata; Rhineuridae. The transcript is spliced from 16 exons. Gene Ontology annotation, cellular component: mitochondrion. Gene Ontology annotation, molecular function: nucleic acid binding; ATP binding; asparagine-tRNA ligase activity. The coding region runs from base 176 to 1618 and encodes 480 amino acids. The record is from RefSeq and is a predicted model, not a curated record. Gene Ontology annotation, biological process: asparaginyl-tRNA aminoacylation.
UGUUUGCGGCGGGAUCGCUUUUUCUCCAUCUCCGCCCGGGGGAAUAUUGGAAAGAUUUGCAGCAGGGUAGGAAAAGGAAAGCUGGGGGGCCCCCAGAGCGGUGCGCAAAACAGAAGAGAAGAAAACAUCAAAUAAAAGUGACAGACACACAGUUGCAAUAGCGCAUUGACUAAGGAUGUUUGGGACACGUUGCGUGCGCCUGGUUCUUCGCUAUUGUUCCUCUGCUCCCUGUCCUAAACAUGCAGCAACUCCCAAACUGCUACGUGUUCGGGAAGUGCUGGACGUCCAAGACCCAAUGGGGCAUGAUAUUAAAGUCCAGGGUUGGGUCCGUUCCAUCCGGUCCCAGAAAGAAGUUUUGUUUAUCCACAUGAAUGACGGCUCCUCGCUGGAAAACCUCCAGGUGGUCGCUGACCCAAGAUUAGAACCCAGAGACCUGACGUUUGGGAGUUCUGUAGAAGUCCAAGGGAAACUGAUUAAAAGUCUUCACAAGAGGCAAAACGUGGAGCUGGCAGCAGAGAAUAUUCGGGUGGUAGGACCUUGUGAUGUCUUGGAAUUCCCGCUAAAGUACAAAACGCGUCACCCUCUAGAAUACCUCAGGCAGUUUCCUCAUGUCCGGUGCAGAACCAAUUCGUUGGGCGCCCUCCUGAGGAUACGCAGUGAAGCCACCGCUGCAAUCCACUCCUAUUUCAAGGACAAUGGAUACAUGCACAUUCAUACGCCAAUAAUUACCUCAAAUGACUGUGAAGGUGCUGGGGAAACCUUUCAAGUAGAGCCUGCAAAUGAAGCGAGAGAACCUCGAGAAAAUCCCCAUUUCUUUGAUAUUCCUGCAUUUCUGACAGUCUCUGGUCAGCUCCACUUGGAAGCGAUGGCUGGGGCAUUUACUAAGGUGUUCACCUUCGGUCCAACGUUCCGAGCUGACAAUUCUCAAAGCCGUAGGCACCUGGCGGAGUUUUAUAUGGUGGAAGCAGAGCUGUCCUUUGUUGAAAGCCUUCAAGAUAUCAUGCAGGCUAUGGAGGACCAUUUCAAGAAAGUGACGGAGAUGGUACUGUCCGGAUGCCCUCAUGAUGCUGAACUUUUUCAUAAGCAUGUAGCCCCUGGCCAAGAGGCAAAGUUAGAACGGAUGCUGAAGAACCAGUUCAUAACAAUGUCAUACACUGAAGCAAUAGAGGUUUUAAAACAAGCUCGCCAAGUGUUCACUUACAGACCAGAGUGGGGUCUGGACCUCCAGAGCGAGCACGAGAGAUACUUGGCACAGCACUGUGGCGAAAUCCCUGUGUUUGUCUUUAACUAUCCCUAUGACCUUAAGCCAUUCUAUAUGCGGGACAAUGAAGAUGGACCCUGUCACACAGUGGCAGCAUUUGAUCUUCUAGUACCUGGAGUUGGGGAACUUUGCGGAGGCAGCUUGAGGGAAGACCGGCCUGAUUUCCUACAAUCCCGCCUACAGAGGUUGGGGCUUGAAGAUACUUAUCAAUGGUACAUAGACCUGCGUCGGUUCGGAUCAACCCCUCACGGAGGAUUUGGAAUGGGGUUUGAGCGCUACCUCCGGUGCAUCUUGGGAGUCGAGAACAUCAAAGACGUCAUUCCCUUCCCACGGUUUCCUCACUCGUGUGUUCUGUAGAGGUUCAUCCCAUCUCCUGACGAUGUGACUCUUGUGUGUUUUUAUGAAUUCAGGGCCUGUCCAGAAGAUAAAAGGCAACAUUGUUGUGGGGGAGAUAAAGAACUCCCAUCAUUCUUUCUGUAUUUCUUUUUUUUUUUUUGCAUUAAAUAAUCUUAAGGGAAACUUCACACAAAAGACCUCUGAAGAUUUGAAGCUGGGGUUACUUUUGUAUUAUAUCCAGAGGUGGCUGGUGGCUCCAUGUCAGUAGGGCAGUGGAAUCCGUUACAGGUUUUAGUCUGAACUUUCAAGGAGCUGUCCAAGGUGCUACAUCUCCUUGAAUGUUUGGACUAAAACUCUGAGUGGAUUCCACUGCCUCACUGACAUGGAGUCACCAGCCGCCAGAGAUUAUAUCCAUGUACAGAACUUUUGGAUCUGCAGAGCGCUUUGUGUUGCAUGAAUAAAUGCAUUCAGAAAAAACAAUUGGCUGCCUUUUGGCCAUAACUACAAUGCAUAAAAUUAAGCUUUUACCAGUUAUUAAUUAAUCUGUGGGAAGUGUCUCGGCCAACCCCCAAGGCUCUCAACCAGACGGGGUAGGAGGCUCACUCUCAUACAACACUGCAAAGCUGCAAAGAAAUAUUCCAGCCUUCCUCAAAUGUAAAACUAUCCACUUGCUGAUGGACUCCCAACAUCCCUGUCCAUUGACACUGCCAGCUGGAGCCAUUGGGAGCCCAGUCACAGUCAGUGGUUCCCCCUCCCCGUGCGUUGGGUGUACGGCACAUAUCCAUCAGGAGCCCUGCAUUCAGUAUUGUGGGUCCAGCUGUGUGGAACUGCCUCCCAGAUGAGGUCAGACAGGUCCCCUCCCUGUUGACCUUCCAGCACUCAGUGAAGACCUUUUUAUUUCGGCACAUGUUUCACGUAAGUUGUAUGACUUUAACUGAUUUUAUCUUUAUUGUAACUUUUCAAGUUUACCGUAGACGGAGUUAAGCAGUAUCUAAAUUGUUAAAUAAACAUCUGGAAGGCUCCAGGUUGAGGAAGGCUGUGCUAAACAAUCCUUAAGCUCUUCUGGUAAAUUUGUGAUACGCUUGCUUGGGUAAAAAGGGUCUCUGUGCCACAAGAGGGAUUUCCCCUGUAUUCAUAUCAAGCCAAAACAUUUAUUUACUUAGUCGACUUAUAAACCACUUACUAUAAAUAAAAUGGGUGAUAUCCAGCUAACUCUUUCCAUCUGGACAAGGAUACCUGCUUGUGCACCAGAAAUUCAACCCCCUCCUCUCCCUGCACCCCCCCCCCCAGAUUUACUCCAGAGGAUUGGAGGGGGGGGAAGCCCAGAACGUAUUUAGGAGGUGCGUUGGAGGAGCAGGGAGACAUUCUGUUGCAUAUCCUUGCUCUGACAGAAUGAGUUGGAUAUCACCCAAUGUCUCAGGGUGACUUUACAAUAAGAAGUCAAAAACUAAAACAAGAAGAAGUUGAGUCAGACCCUAAAACAGAAGUGGGGAACCUCUGGUCCUCCAGACGUUUUUGGACUACAAUUCCCAUGGGCCCCUGCCGGCUUAGCCAAUAGUCAGGCAUGAUAGGUAUUGUGGUCCAGCAACAAACAGCUAAAACAUGUAGCAAACUCAAUACACAUAUACAAAUAAUAAUAAUAUAAAUAGCCAGCAAAUAACUUUUUUUUUUCAAAAAAAAGGUAAAAUAUGCAGACUAUAAAAUUACUAAAAAUAAUAAGCAAUACAAUCCAGUGAUCAACAGUCACAAAAUGCCUGGCCAAAAAGACAUUUUCAGUAAGCAUCUGAAGCAUGCUGCAGAUGGCGCCUCCACAAUGGCGGUGGGAAAAACAUUCCAGAGAACAGGUGCCACCUCAGAGAAGGUCCUGCUUCUGUUUUGCUGCCAGAUGUCUGUCUGCAGGUUACAGCACAGUCAGCAGCAUCUCCUCUGAUGAUCUCGAUGAUCACAUGGGUAUUUACAGGGGAAAGCGAUCCGCUGUAUAAAUUGACAUUGGAAACUACACCCUGAUUAGAUAAACAGCGGAAAGGGUUAAGCCAGUGCUCUCCCAAACUUCUGGGAGUGUAAGAAUACUUUGUUUCUUACACGCCCAUCAAGAGAGGGAACAUAAAGAGAGGGUAGACAGAAAUCAGUUAAAAUACUGCAAACAGACCAAAGUUCCCCGCCCCUGUGAACUAAUAGGACAUUUUAUAAUUUUAUUCCUCAGGGCUUUCAGUCUAACUUGGGACAUGAAACAAAACAAAAAAAUAGCAGCUGGCAGAUUGUCCUGGAAUUUUAGAGUGAUGUCAUUUCCUUAGCACCUCUCGCUGAGUUUGUCAGUGUGCUGGUUCAGAUCACCUUUAUCGGUGACAUCUUGCCAUCACAAUCUGGUGAUUUUUGACUCGUAGAUAAUAUUGCCAGGAGGAAUUCAAGAGGAGUCCUAGGCCUUCACUUUCCUCUGCCCGUGUAUGAUGUGUUGUGGAAAUCAGGAUGGCCUCUCCCUCAGUUUCCCUAUUUGCAUGAUGAAGAUAAUGACACCUUGAGGUAAGGCAGUGCUUGUGGAACUUUUAAUUAAGAGGGAAUUUUGGCAAGUGAGGCCUGUCAUUUCUCAGUGCAAUGGAACAAAGGAAAGUUCCACACUUGGAACUCUGCAAUCUUGAUCACCCAGUUAAUGGUUGUGUAAGAUUUCGAUCCAUCCUUUCCUAACGACAAAUGCCAAUAAAUGUUUAAUGGUAUGGCAUGGCAAUAUUCUGACUCGGUGCUUAAAGAGAUGGUGGGAGGGGAAAUCCCCAAAUAUACCCACAAAGUUGUCUGUUGGCAUACAGUGUUUCUAUCUACCCUUCCUCCAAACUCUGGGCAGUGUCUAUGGUCCCUCUCAGUAUUUUGUCUUCACAACAACGCUGUGAGGUGGGCUGGGCUGAGAGAGAGACAUGGGCUGGCCCAGUGAGGUUUGUAGUUGAAUGGGGAUUUGAACCUGGGUCUUCCUAGCCUCUAACAGCGUACUAUUGUGGCUGUCAUGAUUUCAGCUCUUGUAGGGUUGUCAUUGUGGUGAUGCUGCAUGUAUCUGUCUUUCAAGGAAGCGGGAGAAAAUGCAGCUGUAAGAUCAUCCUCCAAGCUCUUCCCUCUGCCUGUUCCUGCCCCCCCCACCAGUUUAUCAUAGCAAACCGGACUCCAUCUUGCCCAGACAUCAGGUGGGAGCACAGGGCAGGUGACUGGAUAGAGAAGGGGACAGAGGGAUGCAGGGAAGACCACAGUUUGGGGCAUUUGGCCAGCAUCUCUAGGCUGCAGCCUGUCAACAUUAAACCAAAGCUAUAUGUGAAUCUCUGUGGGUUCUGUGUUUUUGGCUAGGAACAAAUUGAAUGUCUGCACCAAGGGAAUCCAAAUUCUGUACUGAAAAAGUUGAGCUAAAUUUUGCUACUUGCAUAAAUUAAGCAGAUGGACACAAUCCCCUUUAUUUUGCAAAAUGUAUUCUACUAAAAAAAACCCCACCCUUGUAUAUUUUUUUCCUGUUUCUGUUAGUAGUGGGCAAAGCUGUGCAGGAUUUUAUAAGACUUGUCCAGCCACCCCUCUGCUGUCUGUAACUAUGAUCUUUGUAUCUAUGAGAGCUAGAAGCUCUUUUUAAUACACAGGCACAUAUACAUGUACAAUAUUCUUUGGGAGGUGAAUUUUUUUCACCUUUAGAUUUUCUUGUUCCUGCAGGAUUAUAAUGCAACACACACAGUUGUAAGCUCUAAAUAACCGACACGAUCUCAUUAUAGAGCAAAAUGUUACUUGUGCAAUCCCAGCCUUGUUCCAAUAGAUGGCACAAGUCUUCAUUUUAAAAAAGGGCAAAAUCAAUCUUUAAUAUAAAUGAAAGGCUGUUCUGGUUUAAGCAGCUUGAAUGGAUGUAAGCCAUUGUUGUUUUCAUCCAUCAGGCAUCUCUGACAUGUUAAUUCCACUCUCCUCUUGAGUACGUAGGCACAUUAGAAUUUUGCCCCUGUGACAGUCAUGUGCAAUAAUCUAUUAAGAAUGUUGUAGGUGUGGUGGAUCCAGUGUGAUCCAUUCCAAAAUGACCAACAGGAAGUUCUGCUCUGAUGUACUCUUUGGAAUGCCCUGUCAAUUGACAUCAGGCAGGUGCCGUAGCUGUGUCCUUUUCGACACAUGCUUAAAACUUUUUUGUUUAGGCAAGCCUAUCCAGACACAUAGAUGUUGAUGUGUUUUAAUCUUUUUAGUCUAUUGCAGUUUUAAUUGUUUUAAUUACUUAUUUUUAACAAUAAUUUUAUUGGGGGUUUUUUGUAAACAGCGUAGAGGCUUUCUAUAAUUAAGUGGUAUAUAGGUUUUGUUAAAUAAAAAAAAAGUACCAAACAAAUUCAGGUUAAAAGACAGGAUGUUGCAGUGACAACAUCGACAAAUUAGAAUCGUCUCCUCCUACCUUCAAUCAAUAUGAUUUUGGGGACAAAACCCACUUCUCCCACCACCAGUAUCUCUGACAAGGAUACAAUUGCUUUUGAUAAUGGGUCCAAAAGAUAAAUCAGCAGCUUCCAGUUCAGCCUGUCUCUUAUUCAUUCAGAAAUGUUGUUUAUACAAUAUAUGAGAUGGCUUUUUGCAGUGCUCCUGACAUGGUUUCAAAGGAAGCAGCUUUGAACAAGAUCAGGGUAUUUGUCCAUCUAGCACCUUGUAGGCUAGCAGCUCUCAGACAAAUAAAGGACUUGCCUGUCACCUGCUAUAUUUCAGAUGUUCUUGGACUCCAGCUCCCAUCAACCCCAGCCAACAUGGUCAAUGGUCAUGGAUGAUGGGAGCUGUAUUUUGUUUUGUUUUUUACAUUUUAUAUCCCACCUUUCCUCCAAAGAACUCAAGGUGGCGUACAAACAUGGCUCUCCUGAUUUUAUCCUCACAACAAUCCUAUGAGGUAGGUUAGGCUGAGAGACAGUGACUGGCCUAAGCUCACCCAGUGAGCUUCAGGGCCAAGCUGGGAUUUGAAUCCUUCUCUCCCAGGUCCCACUCCGACAAUGACUGUCCAAAACACCUGCAGGGCCACAGGUCCCCCAUGUCUGUGUUACCUGAUCCUUUUAAUUGGGGACGCCUCCUAACAGGGAUCAAACCUUGGACCUGUGUGCAAUACCUGCAUGCUGCCACUGAGCUAUAGGUCUCUGCCUCAAGUGACCAUACAAAUUGAUCACUGGCCCUUCUCAGCCCAGUAGCGUCUGAUCUGACAGGCAAUAGCUCUCCAAGGUCUCAAAUAGGGGCCCCUUCCCCAUUACCUGCUACCAAAGAUCUUUAAACUCAGGGAUGGGGAACCUGUGGCCCUCCAGAUGUUGUUUUUCUAACUCUCAUCAGCCCACAUAGCCAAUGGCCAGGCAUGAUGGAAAUUAUCAGGAAAGCCACAGGUUCAGUGAAGGACCGUAGCUCAGUGGCAGAACAUUGCCUUUGCAUGUGUGAGGUCCCAGGUUCAAACCUUGGCAUCUCCAGGUAAGGUUGGGAAUAUCCCUUGUUUGAAAUCUGGGGAGCCACUGCUAAUUCAUGUAAACAAUAUUGAGCUAGAUCAGAUGUGGGGAAGCUAUGGCCCUGCAGAUGUUGCUGGACUGGAACUCCCAACUUCCCUGACCUUUGGCAGGGCUGUCGGGUUGACAGAGGCCACAGGUUAGCCACCCCUGAUGGACCAGUGGACCCAAUAUAAGGUCCUUCCUAUGUUCCACUCCUUCUUUAACUGGAGGUGCCAGGGAUUGAAGAUAUUCUGUGACUGAGCUUCUGUCCUUCUACACAGCCUUUCUAGCUUGUGUUCCUUUAUCAGCCUUGCCACUCUCUGCCGUCUUUACUUGUAUUCGUUAGUUCAGUGGGUGAUUCCCAAACCUUUUUCUCAGGCACUGCUUGAAAACUGCCAAGGGUCUCAGCAGACCACUUAAGUUAUUUUUCUGCCUGAUGUAGCCAUUGUAACAUGCUGUGCUGGAUUCUGUAUGAUUCUUCAUUGUAUUUGUAUCGCUUGUUUUGUUUCUUAGAUUGUGUUCUUAUUGCAUUAUACUUUGUAUUUUGUGAAAUUCAAAUUUGCAGUACAAUAGAAUACAAUAUAAGCAAUACAAAUACAAUUUAAAAUCAGUAUGAAUAUUUCAUGCAGUGGAUGUGCUGUCUCCAGCCACAAAUCCACAGAUAAUGCUGUGGACCACCUCAAAGUUUGGGGACCCGUGGACUAGUUCAACUCCCGACAUCUUGGCCAAUCAGGAGAGCAGCAGAGAUCUGAUUGGGUUUCUGUUUCCCAUAAGUUCUAUUUCCUCUCUUAACUCAAUUGGUUUUAUUUUCCCUUUAAGUGUCAAUUUCUUGGGCUGAACUUUGGGCCCUUCUCUGAGGUACAGCCUCUGACUAAAAGCCUCUAAUACUUUUACAGCCUCAAAACAAACACAGAAUGGCUGGGAAGGUUUUAUUCCUUCAUACACCUUAUCUUGUGACCUUUACAACUGCUCUGUAGGGUAGGCAAAAUUGACUGCAAAAAAGAAAAAAAGUAGUUGUAAAUGCUGUACCUGCCUGGAGUGAUAUAACAACUUGAGAUACCAUAAGGUUUUGUCCUUGAGUUUGUGUGAUUAAAUAAGUUAACUUAAAUUUAUAUCCCACUUUUCCUCUAAGGAGUUCAAGAUAGAGUACACAACAGCCAUUUUAUUAUCACAACAGCCCUGUAAGGUAGGUUGGGCAUACAGAAGGUGACUCAUCUAGAAGGUGAAUCAGCUACGUAACAGAUCUUUGUGACUAUUAAUGGAGACUGUUAGAGUGGGGUGUGUGUGCAGAGGGAGACAGUUCAAUUUGGCAGGAGUUGAGUAGUCUAGUUCAGGGGUUCCCAAACUCUGGUUUGUGGACCAUGUGGUUCAUUCAGGUGGUCUGCGGUGUGUCGUGCAGAACACUUAGAAUUUGAAUUCCAUGAAAUUCAAAUUGUUUUGUUGUUGUUAUGUGCCUUCAGGUCGAUUAUGACUUAUGGCGACCCUAUGAAUCAGUGACCUCCAAGAGCAUCUGUUAUCAACCACCCUGUUCAGAUCUUGUAAGUUCAAGUCUGUGGCUUCCUUUAUGGAAUCAAUCCAUCUCUUGUUUGGCCUUCCUCUUUUUCUACUUCCAUCAGUUUUCCACAGCAAUAUUGUCUUUUCUAGUGAAUCGUGUCUUCUCAUUAUGUGUCCAAAGUAUGAUAACCUCAGUUUCAUCAUUUUAGCUUCUAAUACAGUAAAAUGCAGCAUAAGAAAUAAAACAAGGAGUACGAAUGCAAUUAAAGAUAUCUACUGCAAUAGCUUCAAAAAGCAGAAAACUCGUUAAGUGGUCUUGCCAAGACGCUCAGCAAUUUUCAAGACAUCCAUAGGCGAAAAGUUUGAGAGGCACUGGUCUAGCUGUAUCCUGUACAGCUCACAAAACACGAGAGCAAGCAUACUAGAUAGGUGAAGUGAUGAUCAUGUAAGUGAGCCAGUUAGGAGUUGGGGUAGACGGCUGGAUUAGGAAUAGAGGCUGCCAGUCAUUUUCUCCCCACAAACCUAAUAAAAUAAAGGAAAAAAGUGGUGUGGCAGUACAACACAACAAAAAUGACCAAGCUCAUUGGAAACCAAGUCACCCCACUGAAAUGAGUGGGGCUUGCUUAUGAAUAAACGUGCAUGGGAUUGGGGUGUGUAACUGUGAAGUAAUGUAGGGCAGCUACUGGAACAGGGCCUCUUCCGUUGUGAUACCCUGACUGCAGAACGCCCGCCCCACAUAUGUUCGCCGGUGACAGCUGUAAUAAGCAGCAGAUAUCACAGCUUGAAACAGUGCCAUUUAUUACAAUUUUGUGACAUGUUUAUUAACAGAAUUUGUGUACUGCUUAACUGUAAAUAAAACCU